AUGCGAGAGCCACUAAUCGGAGUCGAUGGUCCACAGUUGUUCGUCUUCUCGAUGUUACGCCUUCGUCUUGGCAUCGAGUGUGAUCUUCCUCGGGCAUACCAGCCACAAAAGAUCAGCACAUGGCGUCAGAAAACACUCAGGUGGACAUUUCGCGAUCCUUUCAAGCUGUUGAGUGAAGAGAAAAGACUAAUCGCGAGGUCAUUACUUUUGACGGCAUUCGCAAUGUGGGAAGAAGCUCUAGAGGGAAGGGUUAAAUUCAAGCCAGUUCCUCGCACAAUUAGCAACGAUAACGACUUUCGGAAACCUUCCGAUGUGGACAUUGAUAUUUUCUUCGCCAAGGGAGACCAUGGAGACAUGGAGUUCAGUUCCUAUUUCACUUUCCUUUUUAUUGAUGCAUGGGCAAAAGUCUCCGUCAAGCAACUUUUGAACCAUUUUUGA
Molecule: messenger RNA, 438 nt
Organism: Angiostrongylus costaricensis
Lineage: Eukaryota; Metazoa; Nematoda; Chromadorea; Rhabditida; Metastrongylidae
Source: the annotation of a GenBank genome assembly